This is a messenger RNA of Monodelphis domestica (gray short-tailed opossum), 3929 nucleotides long. RefSeq names its product erythroblast membrane associated protein (Scianna blood group) (gene ERMAP). Gene Ontology annotation, cellular component: external side of plasma membrane. The record is from RefSeq and is a predicted model, not a curated record. Gene Ontology annotation, molecular function: signaling receptor binding. Lineage: Eukaryota; Metazoa; Chordata; Mammalia; Didelphimorphia; Didelphidae. Gene Ontology annotation, biological process: regulation of cytokine production; T cell receptor signaling pathway.
UUCCAAACAAAGGGGACAUUCUGUGAAAAUUCCUGGAGUUAAAAGAUGGAGUGUCUUGUCCUAUGUGUGUAUGGCUGGUCCAUCCAUAUGAUAUGCUUCUGUUCUCUCAAAGGGACCAAAAUGGAGCUGAAGCAUUCAGUGAGACUUUAAUAAAUGUGGAAAGAGGAAAGGAAAGGUAGAGUAGAGAGGGGAGGCCAUCACAGGCAUAAUGAAUAGCAUCUAUAUAUAUGGUUUAGGAGAGUGGGAAAGUGCUUCUCAAGUACAGAGACAAAUAAACAGGUUUUGGAGAUGAUGAUCCUUUAGUUAAUAAAACUGGUCAUUGGUAGGUACUAUGGAAGCAAUUAUUUGUCUUAAAUUGUCUUGAAAAGUAAUGAACUGUUUCAAAUGCUGCAGAAGGGCAUGAUAUGGUCAAAGAUAUAAUGAAGAAUGAAUGUAUAAUUAACAUUUGAAAAUUUGAAUAUUUGAGUCAAAGAGUGAAGUUCCCUCCCUUGGAGUUAUUCUGUGGUUCCUCUGUAAUGUAGGGGAGUUUCUUCUUUACUUUGCCCAAUUGCUUUAUCAGCAACAGACAGACAGGGUGCGGUUUGUUUAUUUUAUAGGAACAGCUAUAGAUGGAGAAUCUUCCUCUUAGACAGUCCUCCCAGCUUAGGGGUUUAUGCCCUGGGAUAAAAACAGCACAUUUCUUGGAUACACAGUCUGUUUCCCUGAUAUAUAUAUUUACGGUUGGAUGGACCAAGAAAAAAAAUUCUGAGCAUAGGGGAACCCUGCUCUACUACUGUGGAAAAAUCUGGAUUCAAAGUAAGCUCUGGUGGAGAUGGCAAGUUGCUCCAGUUUUCUUCUCUAUAGCUACCUCAUCAUUUUUCUGUCUCUCCAGUUGCCCACAGAGGGAUCAGGAAAAAUUGGCAAGAGGAACUUGGUCUUGCUAGGGACAAAAGCUGAGUUGCGCUGUCCUCUAUCCCUCUGGAUGGUCCCUGAGUCUAUAGAGGUGAAAUGGCUACGGACCCAGAAAUCCUCAUCUGCCCAGACUGUUCACGUGUAUCGGAAUGGGCAAGACUUCUAUGGAGAGCAGAUGCCCCAAUACAAAGGGAGAACAGCCUUGGUGAGAGACAACCAGGAAGACAAUUUCAUUCUGGAGAUUUACAACGUCCAGCUUGAAGACCAAGGGCAGUACUAUUGUCAGAUCCAGGCUGGCAUUCUGAGCAAAAACGCCACUGUGAAACUGGAGGUUGCAGCUUUGGGCUUGGAUCCUUAUAUUCAUAUGAAAAGCUAUGAAGAUGGGCAGAUUCAGCUGGUAUGCAGAUCCCUGGGAUGGUUUCCAAAGCCUCAGAUUCAAUGGAGAGAUACUCAUGGAGAGAUACUUCCAUCAGAGACCCAAUACCUGGAGAAAGAGGGGCUAUUCCAAAUGGAGACUUCUCUUAGCCUGAGAAAUGUAUCUCCAGGAAACAUGACCUGCUCUAUUUGGAAUGCUGCUCUCGAUCAAGAGAAGAAAACAACUCUAUUUAUAGCAGCCUUUUCCCAUUUGCAUGUUGCCCCCUCUACAGUGGGUCUGGUUGUGAUUCUGCCCAUCUUGGGACUCCUCAUUGCAUUGGGUAUUUAUAUCAUAUGGAAGCAACGCAGAGCUAGAGAGAAGCUUCUUUACCAACAAGUAGUAGAAAUAGAAAAUCUUCUCUCAGACCAUGGGAAAGAAAAAGGGAGACUUCAUAAAGGACUCAAGAAACAUCGGGCUGAGCUCAAACUGAAAAGAAGUGCAGCGAAUGCAGGCUGGAGGAGAGCCAAACUACACCCCGUGGAUGUGACUUUGGAUCCAGACACCGCUCAUCCCAAACUCUUGCUCUCUGAGGAUCUGAGAAGUGUGAGGCUGGGGGACAAACGACAGGAUGUUCCUGACAGCCCCAAGAGAUUUGAUUUUGUCGUCAGCGUCCUGGGGUCUCCGAGCUUUACCUCUGGCUGCCAUUACUGGGAAGUGUGCGUAGCAGACAAGACCAAGUGGAUCCUUGGGGUCUGCAGUGAGGCAGUGACCAGGAAGGGAAAGAUCACAGCAUCCCCUUCCAAUGGGCACUGGCUGUUGCGUCAGAGUCGGAUGAAUGAGUAUGAAGCUCUCACAUCCCCGCAGACUUGCUUCCACCUCAAAGAAAGCCCUCGCAGGGUGGGGAUUUUCCUGGACUAUGAAGCUGGAUUGGUCUCCUUUUACAAUGCCACCAACAAAUCCCACAUCUAUACAUUCACCCAUGCCUUCUCUGGCCCACUGCGUCCUUUUUUUGAGCCUUGCCUCCACGACGAAGGGAAAAAUGUGGCUCCUUUAAUUAUUUGUUCAGCGUCACAGAGCUCUGAGGAAUUCCUUGACUCUAACCUUUCUCCUGAGACUCCUCAAAAUGAAAAGCAGAUUUCAGGCAUUGGUAAUGGGAGCAUACCUUUGAAGUCAAACCUUUACCCCCUCCAGGAUAUUAUUUCAUCCUGGCCCUCUGAUGUCCCCCCAGCCCUUCAGGGACUCAGGGCCCCAUCCUUCUAGUGAGAUGUCUGUCUCCUGAUUGUGCCCCUACUCCCACUUCAGGCUGGCCCCAGCAUCCAAGUUUGUCAGAUGAAGAAACUGAGGCUCAGAGACUGUGACUUGUCCAAGAUCAUAGCUAUGGACCUAGGUCUUCCUGACUCUGACUUCUAUGCCAAUGAUCCCCAUAGAAGCAUACUUGGUCCUGUUACAAGGCAAGCACAGAAGUAUGAGAAACACUACCCUGGAAAGAAGACUUUUAAACAAUAGGAUUCCCUGAACUGUGGGACCCAGAUGGGGAUAGCUGAGGAAAAACUGGCAGAUACACCAGCCUGGUAUGUGUACUUGAAUAGAGAGCCAUCCUUGAGUUAAAACUUGGGCUCAGCAAGAAUGCCAAGAGGCAAAGUCAAGAACUGUAGCUUCCUGGCAAACUUCAUUUGACCAAGGAGUAGUACGCUGAGAGUGUGAGGCUAGACAAGGUCACUGGGCAGGCAACUGACUCCUCAACCAAGCCUGCCACACAUAUCAGUGAGCCAGUGACCGACAAGGGGCAGUAGGAUCCCUUUUACAUAGAAAGGGCAAGUCUGAAGUGAGACCGACUUUGUGUGGCUUGUGGAGACUGGACCUAUUCAUGUAGAGACUCAUUUACCAUGUGGGAUAAGCCUAUUCAGCCCAUCCAUCCGCCAAUUGCAGGAAGAGUCCUACACAGCUCUGAACUCCCACCCAUAAUGACUUAGAUUACCUCAUCAGUGUUAAAGAUGAACUGUUUUUGUCAUCUUUGACCAUUAAAGUGGGUACCUCGCUUUUUCUUCCUUUUCUCUUUUUAGACUGGGAAGUCAGGAGGGAAGACAGGACCAAGGGGGGAGGAAACACAUUAGAGAAUCUGUUUUUCCAGAGCUGAAACUGCCUUUACAAGAUCGACUCUUCAUGCAACUGUCUCAUUUUUUAUUUUGCAUUCUGAGUGUCAGAUUCACAUGAAGUUGUCAACUUUAAUUCACUAAGGUGUUUGUUUCAUCUCUCGCCCACAUAUUCAUUCUUGAUCGGUCUGGUAAAGCUUUCCCAAUAUUGGUAUAAAUGGCUGAUAAUCCUUUGAACGAUAAAAAUAAACAAAAAGAGAAUUUGAUUUCUGAAUCUCAUGCUAACAAUGCUAUUUCAAGUCCAUUUAAACUUCAUGAGAUUAUUUGUGAAGCAACAAAAAACGCCCAUCUCCCCCAAACCUGGAUUUACCUGGCAACCUUUUUAGUCUUGUCCUGUUUAUGUUCAUUCAUCCAAUGAAAAUCGAGACUUGUCGGGCAAGUAGUUGAGUGUAGUCACUGGUCUGGUUGUUAAGAUCCUUGGGUUUUAGGCCUGGCUCUGGUUCUGUCUAGGUGUGUAAGUCUGGAUAAAUCUCUAGGACAAGUGUGCUGCCUUAGUUUUUUCCUCUGUGAAAUAAAGGAAUGGGACUAUA